Suncus etruscus (white-toothed pygmy shrew) is the source of this 1669-nucleotide messenger RNA. It is a transcript of the gene PPM1L, whose product is annotated as protein phosphatase, Mg2+/Mn2+ dependent 1L. The coding region runs from base 4 to 1086 and encodes 360 amino acids. NCBI's taxonomy places the organism in Eukaryota, Metazoa, Chordata, Mammalia, Eulipotyphla, Soricidae. The transcript has 4 exons. Gene Ontology annotation, molecular function: protein serine/threonine phosphatase activity; cation binding. Gene Ontology annotation, biological process: protein dephosphorylation. The record is from RefSeq and is a predicted model, not a curated record.
UCCAUGAUAGAGGAUACGAUGACUUUGCUGUCGCUGCUGGGUCGCAUCAUGCGCUACUUCUUGCUGAGACCCGAGACGCUCUUCCUGCUGUGCGUCAGCCUGGCGCUGUGGAGUUACUUCUUCCACACGGACGAGGUCAAGACCAUCGUCAAGUCCAGCCGGGACGCCGUGAAGAUGGUGCAGGGCAAGGUGGCCGAGAUGAUGCAGAACGAGCGGCUGGGCGGGCUCGACGUGCUCGAGGCCGAGUUCUCCAAGACCUGGGAGUUCAAGAGCCACAACGUGGCCGUCUACUCCAUCCAGGGCCGCCGCGACCACAUGGAGGACCGCUUCGAGGUGCUCACCGACCUGGCCAACAAGACGCACCCGUCCAUCUUCGGCAUCUUCGACGGCCACGGGGGCGAGACGGCAGCUGAAUAUGUAAAAUCUCGACUCCCAGAGACCCUUAAACAGCAUCUUCAGGACUACGAGAAGGACAAAGAAAAUAGUGUAUUAUCUUACCAGACGAUCCUUGAACAGCAGAUUCUGUCAAUUGAUCGAGAAAUGCUAGAAAAAUUGACUGUAUCCUAUGAUGAAGCAGGUACAACAUGUUUGAUUGCUCUUCUAUCGGAUAAAGACCUCACCGUGGCCAACGUGGGCGACUCUCGAGGAGUCCUGUGUGACAAGGAUGGGAACGCCAUUCCUUUAUCUCACGAUCACAAGCCUUACCAACUGAAGGAAAGAAAGAGGAUAAAAAAAGCUGGUGGCUUCAUCAGUUUCAACGGCUCCUGGAGAGUCCAAGGAAUCCUGGCCAUGUCUCGGUCCCUGGGGGACUAUCCACUGAAAAAUCUCAAUGUGGUCAUCCCAGACCCAGAUAUCCUGACCUUUGACCUGGACAAGCUCCAGCCUGAAUUCAUGAUCUUGGCAUCCGAUGGCCUCUGGGAUGCAUUCAGCAAUGAAGAAGCUGUUCGAUUCAUCAAGGAACGCUUGGAUGAACCUCACUUUGGAGCCAAGAGCAUAGUUUUACAGUCAUUUUAUAGAGGCUGCCCUGACAACAUAACAGUCAUGGUGGUGAAAUUCAGGAAUAGCAGCAAAACAGAAGAGCAAUGAUCCCAUCAGGGCCUCAGCUGCCUCAGAUUAAAGGACUUUCAACCUUCUGAUUUCUUGUAAGGUAGUGAAAGAAAAGGGAGUUACAAUUAGGAUCAUCCAUCCCAGACUUGGGAUUCUCUUUCUUAGAGGUUUUAGGUAGAAAUUUGGAAAGGAAAGCAGUGCUCUUGGUCACUGAAGUUGAGAAAUUGCAAAAUGGUUUCUUCACAUUUUCCCAACUAUUUCAUCUAAUGUCCAAAAUAGAUAGAUUAGAUAGCUGUAGGUCAGUGUGUAUGAGGUGAAACAUACAUGUGCCAUAUACUCUCCCCGUUAAGAUUCUUUUCAAGACCCAAAGGCAGGCUCUCAAAGCUGUAGGAGACAGACUGAAGAGACCCCUCUGAGUCAGAGCUGAUAUGACAGUGCCCUAUGAGAAUGCUUUGUCCUCCUGAUCUUAGGUUUCUGUUCAGCAACAGUCCAGAAAUAGAUCUGGAGUGGCUUAGUAUUUCUAUGACUGCUUGAAGUCUGAGAAAAAGGAAAGAGGAUGAAAUAUGCCAUCUUAGUAGAAGCAACCUCUUCCCCAUUAGUUAAAUAGACUUUCUGUUUUCCC